Colletotrichum phormii is the source of this 801-nucleotide messenger RNA. RefSeq lists its product as uncharacterized. The transcript is spliced from 2 exons. The record is from RefSeq and is a predicted model, not a curated record. Lineage: Eukaryota; Fungi; Ascomycota; Sordariomycetes; Glomerellales; Glomerellaceae. Bases 1 to 801 code for a protein of 266 amino acids.
AUGACGACCUCGGCCACGACCCUCCUCCCCAGGUUCCUCCUCCCGGCCUUGAGCCCCAUGUGGCGCGCAGCAGCGACCUCGACCGGCCGGCCGGCCGCAACGGCAGCUUCGGCGGCGCUCCGCCGGAACACGGUGUGGACGAUCCGGUACGCCUCGUCCAAGCCGACAAAGGCGGGCCAGAAGGGACCCCCCAUCCUCGAGAAGCCGGCCAAGUUCAACCCGCCCUCCCACGGCGCCCGGUUGCCCAAGAACAACGGCCCGAAGCACUAUGGCGGUCCGCUCAGCGGCCAGGAAGUGCGCGCUCAGCGCACGCGGGAGUAUCCUGGCAUGAUGGCUCCCGAGGGGACGUGGGCGCAUUGGUUCUUCAACAGCCGCAAAGUCCACCUCUUCAUCUCCUUGGGAACACUGACGACACUGGCCAUCUCGACGUUGGUCCUCAACUUUUCCCAGACAUCCCCGUUCAAGCACCUCCUACCCCCCGCGUCCGAGUUCUGGAGCAGCCCUUUUCAGUUCAUUCGUACAUGGGUACAUGUGAUGCAGCUCCACGAGCGCGACCGCAACGAAAAGGCCAUUGCCAUGCACUCGCGCCACACCGAUGACGUCGCGAAGCGCCAGUACUACCGCAAGGUCCACGGACUGGACAAGGAGAACCCCAUUGCCAACUUCUUGGGCAUGAAGGAAGAGUCGGAGGAGGACAAGGCUGCGGCCGCCACGGCGAUGGAGGCCUCGCCCGUGGCUGACGUCGAGGCAAAUGCACCUGCAGAGAACGAGCAGAAGAAGAAGUGGUUUGGCAUCUUUUAA